Molecule: messenger RNA, 1675 nt
Organism: Gastrolobium bilobum
Lineage: Eukaryota; Viridiplantae; Streptophyta; Magnoliopsida; Fabales; Fabaceae
Exons: 13
Coding region: 134-1459 (441 amino acids)
Biological process (GO): tRNA methylation
Cellular component (GO): nucleus; tRNA (m1A) methyltransferase complex
Source: RefSeq, a predicted model, not a curated record
CAUAGAUAUAGAUAUCAGAUCUCUCUCAAUAUCCUACAGAGUCUAUAUAUCUCUCUGUUCAGUUGGAGGAGGUUUCAUUAUCAAUAAAUAAAAGCAUCUCUAUCUAUUCAAAUAUUGAUUGAUUCACAACAACAUGUCUGAAAAUAAUGCAUGUACCAACAACUCUAGAAUCACCUGGGAAGGUUGUAGCGUCUUGCUCGACAUCAACGACGGAGAUCGUCUCGUUUUCGCUCGUCUCUCCCCUGCAGCGAAAUUGAAGAUUGGGAAUAAAAAUUGCUCUCUGCAGCCGUUGAUUGGUUGUGCCUUCGGUUCUGUUUUUCAAGUUGAAACUGCAUCCGAUGGACCUUAUUUAUCUCUAGCCCAAGGUAAUAUUAAUAACACUGAAGAAAUAAGAGAUGGUCAAUGCAAUGUUGAGUCGAGGGACAAUCGGGCAUUGAUUGACAAUAAUACGGCACAGAGCCUAACUGGUGAAGAUAUAGAAGCCAUGCGAAGGCAGGGAGCAAGAGGUAAUGAAAUAAUUGAAGCUCUCAUUGCCAAUAGUGCAACAUUUGAAAAGAAAACAUCAUUCUCGCAGGAGAAAUAUAGACUUAAGAAGCAGAAGAAAUAUGCACCAAAAGUACUUAUGAGGCGCCCUGUUGCUCGAAGUAUAUGCGAGGCCUAUUUUAAGAAGUAUCCAUCUAAAAUUGGAUUCUUGCGGGUGGAUACAUUGUCUCUUCUACUUUCCAUGGCUAAUGUUUCUACAAAUUCUGACAUUCUCGUAGUUGAUAUGGUUGGUGGCCUUCUUACUGGUGCUGCGGCAGAACGUUUAGGAGGUACCGGUUUUAUAUGCAACUCUUAUCUUGGGCAGGCACCAUAUUCCAUGGAUAUUGUGAGGAUUUUUAACUUAAGUGAUGAAAUCUCCAAGAGAAUUGUACGAUCUCCCAUUUCUGACUUGUUGUCCCAAAAACCUGAACAAAUUGUGCAGCAUGAUAACGUCUGCAAUGUGGAAAGCCAGCCAAAUGAUCAAAUGGGUACAUCAGACAGCAUGGAGGAAAUCUCUCAUCCAUCAGAAAAUGGGAUUUCUGAUCUUGCUGCUGAGAAUACCAUCAUUCCUGCUGUAAGAGCUUGCAAAGCUAUAAAGGCUGGAGAAAAGGCACAACAAGAAAUCAUUGACAUGUGGAAGGAAAAUGGGUUUUCUAGCCUAAUUAUUGCCGCACCAGAGUUGGAUACCUGGACAUUGGUUAGAGAUCUCUUGCCUCUUUUAUCAAACUCUGCUUCAUUUGCUAUUUAUCACCAAUAUCUUCAGCCUCUUGCAACUUGCAUGCACAAUCUACAACUUGGGAAAAUGGCCAUUGGAUUGCAAAUAUCAGAGCCUUGGUUACGUGAAUACCAGGUACUUCCCUCAAGAACUCACCCGUGUAUGCAAAUGAGCGCAUUUGGAGGCUACAUUCUCAGUGGGACUAAGAUAUGCGGAAGCUAAUUCCGGAUCCAUCAGAAUAGUUUUGCUUUGAUUACCCUCUGUUGGUCAGGCCAAGGCUAAAUAUGGCUAUGUAUACUAGUCAUUUAUUUUACUGUUUGCUGCCAACAAACCUUUUAACUACCGCAUAAUUUUUAUUGCGGCCUGUAAUCUGAUAUUUGUAUUUUAUAGCUUUUGUAUUUUAUUUCAUUUUUCAACUAAAAUCUCAAUAAUAGUCAA